AGCCAAUCAGCGCAGGGCGCCAGCAGAGGAACGACGCGGGCUUUCGGUUUGACAUGGCGGAGACUGUACCCUCAGCGGCCCGGAGCGCGCGGAGCCGUGCGGGCCGGACAAAUGCUGCGGAUUCUCCAGAGAAGGAGGCGGCGGGAGACGACGCGGGUCUGCUCCAGUGCCAGAUGCAGCUGGGGGCCCCGAGACAGGAGGAGAACGCGGAGCUUGUGGCGGAGGCGGAGGCCGUGGCUGCGGGCUGGAUGCUCGACUUCCUCUGCCUGUCUCUGUGCCGAGCCUUCCGCGACGGCCGCUCAGAGGACUUUCGCCGUACUCGUGACAGCGCCGAGGCUAUUAUUCAUGGACUACCCCGUCUUACAGCUUACCAAUUGAAAACUGUGUAUAUAUGUCAGUUUUUGACAAGAGUUGCAGCUGGAAAGUCCCUUGAUGCACAGUUCGAAGUUGAUGAACAGAUUACACCCUUGGAAUCAGCCCUGAUGAUUUGGAACUCAAUUGAAAAGGAACAUGACAGACUGCAUGAGGAAAUACAGAAUUUAAUUAAAAUUCAGGCUGUAGCUGUUUGUAUGGAAUUUGGCAGCUUUAAGGAAGCAGAAGAAGUAUUUGAAAGAAUAUUUGGUGAUCCAGAUUUUCACACGCCUUUAGAAAGAAAAUUACUUAAGAUAAUCUCUCAGAAAAAUGUGUUCCACUCCCUUUUUCAACACUUCAACUUUAACUACAUGAUGGAGAAAAUUCAGACUUACGUGGAUUGUGUGUUAAAUGAAAAAUCGUCAACCUUUCUAAUGAAGGCAGCAACAAAAGUAGUGGAAAGUGAAAAAGCAAGAACACUAGCUUCUGAGGAUACACCAAAUGCUAUCAACCCUGGAACAGAGACUGAAGUUAAUUUGAAUAAAGAAGAAAGUGUUAAUGGCCAACAGUCUACAGAAACUGAAUCUUUAGUGGAUGCAGUAUCCUCAAUAAGGUCUCACAAGAACGCCUUAUAUCAGUUGAAACACAGAAGUGCUCCACCAGAUUUCAGUAGGAAUGAAGCAAGAACAGGAACUCUUCAGUGUGAGAUAACAACAGAAAGAAACAGAAGAACCAGUGGAAGGAAUAAAUUAUGUAUUUCAAAGAAUCAGCCAAACACUCAUGAAAAUCAUGGGCGCAGGAAAAAACAGACAUGGCUUUGGGAAGAAGACAGAAGUUUGAAGUGUGGUGUAAAGAAAUAUGGAGAGGGGAAUUGGGCUAAAAUACUAUCCCAUUAUAAGUUCAACAACCGAACAAGUGUCAUGUUAAAAGACAGAUGGAGAACUAUGAAGAGACUGAGACUGAUUAGCUGAGACACUGAAGGCUGAGUUUGUUUCAGCUUAAUACAAAGAUAAAUACUUGGAUCGCUACAUUUUGUUUACAACUUCCUAGUCAGUAAUGAUAAAUUACUGUGUGUAUUUAAUGUAAAAGUAGUGUGUGUGUGUGUGUGUGUGUGUGUGAGAGAGAGAGAGAGAGAGAGAGAGAGAGAGAGAGAGAGAGAGAGAGAGAGUCAGUGAGUGAGUGAGUGAGUGAGUUACAGGAGAUUUGUGCUAUAAAAGUAAAAGUAUAUGCCAUCUUUAUUUUCUAUAAGAAUCUUUAUUUUUGUGAAAUAUAGGUAUGUUGAACCCUGUCAAAUUCAGUUCCCCAUCCCAUGUUCUGUUUAAUACACAAGUAAGAACCUGAUAAGGUAAAAAGGAUUUAUGACUGUUUCCUGUUUGUUCUAUUCCAUGUCUAUAAACUCACCUAAAUGACACCUAAAGAUAGAGUUUCCUGAAGAAUUGAAUUGGAAUAAUCCUGUGACUUUACUGCUGGAUUUAUGGCUAAUGUACUACUUACUAAAGAUUACUAGAGAGAUGUUCGAAACGACCCAUAAGGUCUAACUAGCCCGACUUGGCUUCUCUCAAAAGUUUCAUUUAAAGGAAGUUGAAUUUUCACCAAAAAUUUAUUCAUUGCAAUAUUUAGUCAAAUACUACUUAAUAAUUAGCAUUUGAGUUUUAUGUGCCAUAUUUAGCGAGUAAAAAUAAGUCUCAACCUAUUGAAAUAUUUUCGAGAAAGUCAGCAUUGUAUAUUUCCUUCAAAGUGUCAUGCAUUGCUUUCCUGUUCUCUUGAACAUGUUCCCUUAUAUAUAAUAAACAGAGUUAGUAAUUGCUGUA
This is a messenger RNA of Apodemus sylvaticus (European woodmouse), 2162 nucleotides long. It is a transcript of the gene Terf1, whose product is annotated as telomeric repeat binding factor 1. Bases 54 to 1322 code for a protein of 422 amino acids. The transcript is spliced from 10 exons. Gene Ontology annotation, biological process: telomere maintenance. Lineage: Eukaryota; Metazoa; Chordata; Mammalia; Rodentia; Muridae. Gene Ontology annotation, molecular function: protein homodimerization activity; telomeric repeat DNA binding. Gene Ontology annotation, cellular component: nucleus; chromosome, telomeric region. The record is from RefSeq and is a predicted model, not a curated record.